AUGGCGCUCAGGAGAAGAACUGCGCUAGCGCAGGGGUGGCCCGUUGAAAUGCGGGCACCUGCUGUAGGAUGUCCGAACGGCUGCAGACCGACACGGAACUGUAAUCCGCAUCAAGCCCUGUCAAGACAUCGCACAAGUCUCGUGGUUGGCUGGCGACCAACUUACGCUGAACUUCAUGGCGAUCUCUUCAAGUUUGAGAAAGGGAAUUCAACAACUAGCACAAACUCCACAAAGCCUGCACCAGGACUCAAGAAGCGUUAUGUGACCAUCAACCCAGGUACUGGAAAUGUGGAUGACCGCCUAUGGCCCAAUGGCAAGAUCCCAUACUGUUUCGAGUCCUCGGCUACGAAAGAACUCUUCUUUGAAGACCUCCUCGAAGCCCGAAAGUUGUGGGAGAAUGCCGGGCUCGGAAGAGGGUUUGAUUGGGUGGAGAAGGACAGCUCCUUCUGCAAAAACAACGCAAACAGACCGAAUUCUCUUUUGAUUGUUGAAAGUGACGGACUCUCAUGUACUACUGGUGUACCACCUCUUAACAAGAUGAGUGGCGACCCGGAAAACAGAGGGCCUCUGAUGAGAUUGACUGCUGAUCUUGACAUUGGGAAACAAAACCUAGUAGCCAACUAUGCUCACCAGAUAGGUCAUGCAUGGGGCCUCUACCAUGAACACCAAAACCCAGCUUGGUGGUCAUCAGAGUAUGCUGCUGCUGGCGGGAACAUAUUCAGCUCCUUGAACUUCAGAUGCGAGAAGCUGGCUAAUUACGCCAGUGUAUCACAGAAACUGACGGCUGAGCAGAUUGAAAAAGCGUGUACGUCAAGAGCAUAUGCAAAGGCUUAUCGCUUCAGCGCGGCAGAGUACUUGCCAUUCAUGGACUCCACUGCGUACAGAGCGAGCAAUACAGCAACUGAACCUGACUGGGAUUCCAUCAUGAUCUACAAUAGUUAA
Messenger RNA from Didymella exigua CBS 183.55, 942 nucleotides. RefSeq lists its product as uncharacterized. Gene Ontology annotation, molecular function: metallopeptidase activity. Lineage: Eukaryota; Fungi; Ascomycota; Dothideomycetes; Pleosporales; Didymellaceae. The record is from RefSeq and is a predicted model, not a curated record. The coding region runs from base 1 to 942 and encodes 313 amino acids. The transcript is spliced from 4 exons.